Molecule: messenger RNA, 891 nt
Organism: Closterium sp. NIES-65
Lineage: Eukaryota; Viridiplantae; Streptophyta; Zygnematophyceae; Desmidiales; Closteriaceae
Source: the annotation of a GenBank genome assembly
AUGCAGCAGCGACAGUGUCUGGUGCUGGCGGCUGGCGCUGGUGCUGGUUCCUGGUGCUGGCAGCUGGCGCUGGUGCUGGUUCCUGGUGCUAGCGGUUGGCGCUGGUGCUGGUGCCUGUUGCUAGCGGCUGGCGCUGGUGCUGGUGUCUGGUGCGUGGCGGCUGGCGCUGGUGCCUGGUGCUGGCGGCUGGUGCUGGUGCCUGGUGGUGGCGCUGACGGUGGGGUCUCUGCUGGCGGUGGCGCUGGUGCUGGUUCCUGGUGCUGGCGGCUGGCGCUGGUGCUGGUUCCUGGUGCUGGCAGCUGGCGCUGGUGCUGGUUCCUGGUGCUGGCGGCUGGCGCUGGUGCUGGUGCCUGGUGCUGGCGGCUGGCGCUGGUGCUGGUGCCUGGUGCUGGCAGCUGGCGCUUGUGCUGGUGCCUGGUGUUGGCAGCUGGCGCUGGUGCUGAUGCCUGGUGCUGGCGGCUGGCGCUAGUGCUGGUGCCUGGUGCUGGCGGCUGGCGCUGGUGCCUGGUGCUGGCGGCUGGCGCUGGUGCCUGGUGCUGGCGGCUGGCGCUGGUGCUGGUGCCUGGUGCUGGCGCUGACGGCGGAGUCUCUGCUGGCGGUGGCGCUGGUGCUGGUUCCUGCUGGCGCUGGUGCUGGUUCCUGGUGCUGGCGGCUAGCGCUGGUGCUGGUGCCUGGUGCUGGCGGCUGGUGCUGGUGCUGGUGCCUGGUGCUGGCGGCUGGCGCUGGUGCUGGUGCCUGGUGCUGGCGGCUGGCGCUGGUGCUGGUGCCUGGUGGUGGCGGCUGGCGCUGGUGCUGGUGCCUAGUGCUGGCGCUGACAACGGGGUCUCUGCUGGCGGUGGCGCUGCUGGUGGUGACUCGGCUGGCGGGGUCUUUGCUGGCGGUCGUUACUAG